GUCUUAACCUAUAUUCAUGUUGGAUGAAUCAAUGAUGGAUGAAUGAAAAUUGAUGGAGAAAUGCAUUUGAGGUCAUUGCCUGAGUGAAGAAAUCAGAAUGUAACUGAUUGCCUUUAUGGAAGCACCUAUCCCUUAACCACCGUCCAAACUGAAAAAAUCAAUUAAUUAAGAAGAAGAGCUACUAACCAAAAUGGAGGACGAGUGGGGCUUGGAGGAGCAGACGGCCUCCUUUGGUCGCCUGCCCACCGUCCCUAAUGCUUCGAUGGAUUUGGAGACAGACAACGAGGUGGCCAGUAAUUGGUCAACAUUGGGCAACUUUACUCGUCUGGUGGCUAACGCUGCUCCGGAAAUCAUCAACUAUACGCUCAAUAUGAUGGACUUGAGUGUGGGCGUGGCCACGGAUAUAGUCAAUCUGAGUGUUAGCACCACGCCCCUGCCCGCCUUUGCGAUCGCUAAUAGCUCCUCGCUGGCACACACAAAUAGUCGUCAUGAAUCCCCACCGAUGGCCGAACAGGUUCCCGAGCACGUGAUGGACCACGCCCCCCAGUUAUCCCGUUCUGGGCUACUCAAGGUGUAUGUCCUGGCAGUGAUGGCACUCUUCUCCCUUCUGGGCAACCUGCUGACCAUCUGGAAUAUCUAUAAGACCCGCAUUUCAAGGAGAAACUCCAGGCACACGUGGAGUGCCAUUUACUCGCUGAUGUUUCAUCUGUCAAUUGCCGAUGUCCUGGUCACCUGGUUCUGCAUCAUUGGGGAGGCAGCUUGGUGCUACACGGUCCAGUGGCUGGCCAAUGAGCUCACCUGCAAGCUGGUGAAGCUCUUCCAGAUGUUCAGCCUCUACCUGAGCACCUAUGUCCUAGUGCUGAUCGGCGUGGAUCGGUGGAUAGCGGUCAAGUAUCCGAUGAAGUCACUCAACAUGGCUAAAAGAUGCCAUCGCCUGCUUGGUGGCACUUACAUCUUGUCGCUGGUCCUCAGCUUGCCACAGUUUUUCAUAUUCCACGUGGCGCGUGGUCCGUUUGUGGAGGAGUUCUACCAGUGCGUCACCCACGGAUUCUAUACAGCUGACUGGCAGGAGCAGAUGUACGCCACGUUUACAUUGGUCUUCACCUUCCUACUGCCGCUGUGCAUUCUGUUUGGCACCUACAUGUCCACAUUUCGCACUAUAUCAAGCAGUGAAAAGAUGUUCCAGGGAUCAAAGUUGGCCAACUACUCCACGGCCAAGUUGCCAACGCAAACGAAUCGCCAAAGGCUGAUUCACAAGGCCAAAAUGAAAUCGCUUCGGAUUUCGGUGGUGAUCAUCAUAGCCUUCCUCAUCUGCUGGACUCCCUACUACGUCAUGAUGAUUAUGUUCAUGUUCCUCAAUCCGGACAAAAGGCUGGGCGACGAUCUGCAGGACGCCAUCUUCUUCUUUGGGAUGUCCAACAGCCUGGUCAACCCGCUCAUCUACGGCGCCUUCCACCUGUGUCCUGGCAAAGGAGGCAAGUCGAGCGGCGGUGGUGGCAACAACAAUGCCUACAGCCUAAACAGGGGCGACUCGCAGCGCACUCCAUCCAUGCUGACAGCGGUGACGCAGGUGGACGGAACAGGUGGCAGUUCCCGUCAGAUGCGGACCUUCCGCCAGCAGAGUUACUACCGGAGUUCCAGCAAUGGCACAGGCGGACCUGGUGGUGUUAGUGGUGCGCCCUUCAAGGAGCAGGUGGGCCUUUUGCAUGUGGGCCCUGGUAAUGGAACUUCGGGUGGCUCCGUGUCCAGCAGUGCAACGCCGCAGCUAAUGAGAAAAGGUUCAGCACUCCUGGCUCGACAUCCCAGCUGCCUAAGGGAACAGGAACACCAGCAACGGCUACUGCUGCAGGAUAAGCCCUCGACGUUGGUCCUCAGCUACGAUUGCCAAAGGGGAGGCGUAGGCGUGGGCGUGGCUAGUGGGUUGUUGGACAACAACGAGCGGGUGUCGAGUGUGUGAGAGCAGCUGGCGAUGGCGGCGGCAGCGUUGGCGACAACGGAUGCACCGUAUACAACAGCAGAUGCGGAUGUGGCGACGGAGGACGCCUGCUCCUGCUGCCAUUGCCUGAGCAGGGAGCUGGUGCGACGGCAGCUAGAACUCCAAGAGCUUCCAGUGCAGUAAGGCGACUGCCAGAGGAUUUGAUCCUAGUGGUCCUCGGGAAUAGAUUCCCCAUGGCCAAUGCGAUGAGGAAACAGAGAUCGGAGGCGUCGAUGAUCAGAUCACCAGGGCGCGUGCAACUUGUGCUUAGAUAAUGCUAAUCGAGAGUUAAGUCUUCAAACACAAUGGGUGUGCUUAGGAGUAGCGUAGGAUUAGAAUUAGUCUGUAUGGAACGGUUGCCCUGCACUGGCAGAAACUCAAGGUCACUUCAAUUAAUUUUAUGUUAUUUAAACAGGAGUUAAAAAGUAGUUAAAGUUUAAUCUAAUAUUCAUAGAAAUAUAAUUAAUUUACUUCACAUAAAGUAAUAAUAAACCAAUUCCGCCAACAAAUCAGGUUGUGAAUGUUUAACAUCUUAAACAGUUUGCAAGUAUGUUUUAGUGUAAGCCCAUAAAGUGCACUAAUUACAAUUAUAAUCAAAGUGUAAUCAGUGCCAGUUCAAAUGCAAUUCCAGCUUAAUUGAUUAUUUGAUUGGGUAAUAAAUAUAUACGACCUCAAAUGAGUUUCUCUCACUAGCUGGGCAACUUUGUAAAGUUAAUUUUAAUAAGUUUUCCAUUUUGUUUUCCUAACCAAGUUACUUAGAAAUCAAUUGUCUAAUUGUGUAAAAAAUAAACAGCCAAAAACAGGGUAAACAUAAAGAUUGUAAAUAUAUAUAAAUGCAUUAUUUUGCCAAGAAACUGUGGUUACCACAUCUUCGGAGAUAGAACUAAUUAAAUAAUGUUAAAAUUAUUAUAUAAAACAAUAUUGGAAUAAAAUUAGUUCAAGUUCAAAAAAUUAAAAGUAAGGCCUACAAAUUUAAGAUUUUCUAAUUCUUGAUUUAACUUAAGAAACUUACCAACUAUAUCCAAAUUCA
Drosophila eugracilis is the source of this 3005-nucleotide messenger RNA. RefSeq names its product gonadotropin-releasing hormone receptor. Gene Ontology annotation, molecular function: corazonin receptor activity. Gene Ontology annotation, biological process: neuropeptide signaling pathway. The record is from RefSeq and is a predicted model, not a curated record. Lineage: Eukaryota; Metazoa; Arthropoda; Insecta; Diptera; Drosophilidae. The transcript has 5 exons. Bases 191 to 1957 code for a protein of 588 amino acids. Gene Ontology annotation, cellular component: membrane.